UGGCCGCCCGUGGUAAUCGUGUCAACCGUCUGAGAGCUUGGUCUCGUUUUCGAGCGCCGUUUGAUGCUACGAAUCCCUACCGCCUCCUGUCCAGCAAGGAUGGGAGGGACUCCGAAGCCGGAUGAGGACUCCAAUUGUUUUUGACAUCAGUUAAGUCGUCUAGGAUGUCCGCGGCCGCUAUCACCCUCAGCCAUGGUGUGGUCCCCAUGAGUCUUGGUACUCUCCCGAAUGGCCCCUAUCUUGCUGGAACACUGAUAGGGGCCUUGGUACGACAACAUGACGCUCAUACCGAUGGCCCGCACAUUCAAUCCCUCCCCUUUCCUUCUGACUCUUCCGCUCCAUCCUUCCAACCGAAUUCUUUGCUAACCAUUCCUCGUCCUCGUGCGCCUGGGUUUCCUCCCGGAGCAUGGCAUUUUUGGAUGGAGAACAGCGCUUUCACUUACGACGGAGUCGGGCGAGCUCAUUGCACGUUACAGCGUUACCAAUCCUUGUAUCCCUCGACUCGAUCUUCCCUGGUGAUACAGCAGACAUGCACCUAUCCAAACCGUAUGCACGACUCAGAUGCGUCCCAUUUCACGACCUCCCACCAAACACACACGAAGACUUUCGGCGUCUAUUCGUCUGGUACGGGGAGAAUCCCAUUGCUCUGGAUGGGACACAUAAGCGAGAGGCACCAAUAUAGUUUAACGGCAGAACAGAGUCUACUAUCUCUGUACGGUAUCUCACUUCAGGGUGGGUUGCGUCACCCAUACGGAGCCUUGUGUGGCGAUCGAGUGCCGUUUUAUGCUAAAGUCACGAAUCUCUAUCACCUCCGGUCCAGCAAAGGACGGGACUCGACUUCUGCUCAAAGCCGGAUGACGGUUCCGAUUGCCGUCGAAAUUAGCAAGAGUCAUAUAUCGUCCUCCAACUUGUACAUCGCUGCGCUUGAACAUUAAUGAUAGCGAGCAAACGCUAGUGAAGGGGAACAGCAUCCUCUAGCUCUCAAGUUAAACAACGAAGCAGCACCACCCCGAAUAAGGAUCUGGACGCAAUAGCAUAGCUCGCAUAUGGUACUGGGGCCUGGUUAGGAACUUUGGGUCCCUCGGCCAUCCACGGCCAUAGGACUUGGAAAGUACCGCAUCCCGUCUGAUCUGCAA
Molecule: messenger RNA, 1136 nt
Organism: Cantharellus anzutake
Lineage: Eukaryota; Fungi; Basidiomycota; Agaricomycetes; Cantharellales; Hydnaceae
Exons: 3
Coding region: 165-935 (256 amino acids)
Source: RefSeq, a predicted model, not a curated record